Molecule: messenger RNA, 441 nt
Organism: Synchytrium microbalum
Lineage: Eukaryota; Fungi; Chytridiomycota; Chytridiomycetes; Synchytriales; Synchytriaceae
Exons: 3
Coding region: 1-441 (146 amino acids)
Source: RefSeq, a predicted model, not a curated record
AUGCCACUCGUGUUAAUGUGUGGAAUGCCUUGUACUGGCAAGUCGACACGUGCUCAGCAGCUCCAAGCUUGGCUAGAAGACUAUGUAGCCAAGAACUCGUCGGAAAUGGCAGCUCAAGGUGUCGUGAUUAAACAAGUCGUGAUUCUCAGUGACGAUGUCGCGGAAAUUGACAAGUUCAAAACAUAUGCAUCUGCAUCAGAGGAAAAAAACUGUCGAGCUUCGCUAUACUCGGCCAUUGAACGUUUGCUGUCUAGGGAAACGAUUGUGAUCUCGGACUGGAUGAAUUAUAUCAAGGGAUAUCGGUAUCAACUGUAUUGCUCGUCAAAGACAAUGGCAACGCCACACUGUAUUCUGUAUUGUGGGACACCUGUGGAAACUGCUAGAGCUUGGAAUACUGCUAGAUCAGACAAUUCCUAUGAUGCUGCCACGCAAGUUUAUUGA